Myxocyprinus asiaticus (Chinese sucker) is the source of this 3951-nucleotide messenger RNA. Its product is annotated as RING finger protein 223. The transcript is spliced from 2 exons. Gene Ontology annotation, molecular function: ubiquitin protein ligase activity. Gene Ontology annotation, biological process: protein ubiquitination. The record is from RefSeq and is a predicted model, not a curated record. Lineage: Eukaryota; Metazoa; Chordata; Actinopteri; Cypriniformes; Catostomidae. The coding region runs from base 296 to 940 and encodes 214 amino acids.
GAGAGCUGACAAACUGAGUCAGGUGAGAGUGGAUACGAGACACAGAGAAGGAGCACACUGCAAGCAAACCACAGCCCACCUGUGCUGUGCUUUUAACAGACUCCUGAAAGGGAGGACAUAACAUUACCAAGAGGAUUGCUGACAGGCUCACAGCUGAUGAUGCAUUUAUAGAGACAAAGUGAUGAGAAGAUACAAGAGGGAUUGUUAGAAGAGGGAUACACUAAACUAGAGCUCAAGUUAUCAGAACAGUGCAUCUGAUAGAUGAAGUGACUGGGAGGGGCCAAAUUCCUGCAAGAUGGAGCCAAGUCCUGCUGUGUGGUACACCCAGGUGGUCCUUGAUGCAGACCUGGAAAGGGCAAGCUCACAUCCUGAAUGUUCCAUCUGCUUCAACACCUACGACAAUGUCUUCAAAACACCAAAACAGCUGGAUUGCACCCACACCUUCUGCCUCGAGUGCCUUUCCCGGAUCAUGACCACCUCCAUGGACCCCCAAAACUCUAAAAUCUCUUGCCCCUUCUGCCGCCACCCCACAACCAUCCCAAAAAAGGGGCCCCCAGCUCUGACCACCAGCCAGGAGGUGCUGUGUCGUCUGCCCGUCCACCAACAGCAGGAAGAGCCUGUAUGGUUGGAUGGGGAGAGGCUGUGCUACCAACGACCAAUAGACAUGCCAGGCAUGCCAGCCUUCUGUAUCUGCAUCGACAUUGGGGCCAAUGGACAUGGUGCUGUUUCUUCUACCCAGACUCGACCACGACUUAGGUUGCUUGAUCGGCUGAUGGACUGGAAACGGUUGACGCUCUUCAUUGUCCUCAUGGUGCUGCUCAUGGUGAUCAUUCUGUGGCCCCUGCAGUGCAUCGUCACAACUGGCACCAUGCGUUGUGCACCGCAGCACCCAAGGCCACAUUCUACCACAGCAUCUUACACGUCGAUACCAAAAGUUUAAGAUACACACAUAUGUACUAGAAUCCUACAAAACCGAGACUCAAUACAUAUCCAUCAUGGACAAAGUGAAAUAAAACAGAUCUACUUUGCUGUUGGACUUUCAAAGACAAAAAAUAGCAAAGAUCUUUGUGUCAGUUUACAGCCAUAAUGCCUUGUGAAGCUUGUUGGGUGCUAAGGGAGAUAUAGGGAGCAAAAUAACUGGGGUAAAGGAUAGCUAACUGCAUGGCCUUAUUACAAAGGACAGAGAAGACUUCUUGUAUGUAUUCCAAGAAUUAUUUGUGGAGCAUACAAAGAUAUGAUCCAGUGACUCAAAUAGCAACUACUAAUAUGGAUUAACAUUCUAGUAACCAACAUUUGCAACUUGAAGUAAAUGGUGUCAUGUACAUCAAUAAGGAACAAAAUAGUGUUUAUCCUACAGUACAUUUGAGUCAUUCUAUCACUGCGAAAGUGUCAAAGUCAAUAGCUGACUGCACUGAUUAAAAUAUCGCUUUUUACAGGAAUGUUCCAGGUAAAUUGAGUUUAAUCAGCAGCAUCUGUGGCAUAAUGUUGAUUACCACAAAUAAUUAUUUCAACGCUCUUUGUAAAAUACACAUUAUUUCAAAAGUAUAGCCACAAGGUGUAAACAUUAUACAUACUAACAUGAUUUUAGUGUGAUAAAAUUGCUUACUAACAUUAUCUUUGCAAAGUUACAUCCAGUUCCGGGAUUACAGGUUAUUGGAUCUAACUUUAAACAGAUAAGGUAAAUAAGCGAUUUUAACACACUGAAAUGAUGUUAGCAUGUAUAAAGUUUAUGUUUUGUGGCUAGACUUUUGAAACAAUGUGUAUGUUAGUAUCUAUGGACUGGCCCAAUUUACUUUCACUGUAAGUGCAAUGCACAGUAUCCUAACCAGACGCAAUGAUGUGACAUGCGUUUAAAGGUAUCUUUUCCAUGUUAAACAGAGUUUUUGUCCUAACCAGCCGCGAUAGUUACACGCGAAGAGUGACAGGCAUGGACCCUUUUCACAUAUCCUGCUUGGAGAGUGGAAGUAGAUGCAUAGCAGGGUAAACUUGAAUGGCGGUGAAUGGGAGAACACAGUAAAUUUAAUUUUUGCUUACCCAUUUGCUCCAACAGCAAAAGAAAAAAAAUCAACGAUUACGCUUUCACAGCUUUGCAAAAGAAGAUAAAAAUAUACAGCGCUAGAUAACAGCAGUAAGAAGAGAGAAAUAGGCCAAAUUUUCUGUCACUUCCUCAGCAGCUGUGUUAAAAGUUUAAUCGCAGCUGUGGUAACUCAUUUUUUAAAACUUAUUCCAGGGUAAUAUAAGACAAAGUACAAUGUUAUACAUUUUAAAUACUUUUUAAAUUGGAAAUAUAAAAAAGUUUGCUACAUUUACGUUGUUUCUCUCUACUUCCCUGUCACGUGGAGAUCGGCGAAAUAACAACAGGAGUGCCGCAUGAACAUAAACAAUGGUAACAGACUGAAUUUGGACACGUUUUGGACAGCUUUGCACUGUGUAUGUAGAAAGCAUAUACUCAUAGGCAGCUUCAGUGAGAAAAUGAGUUGCGUUCAAUAAACAGACUGUUCGUCUGUGAUUGCUCUGAUUUCUGCAUUUUAUUGUCAAUUCUCCUCUUUUUAGUGUAUAAAUAUUGCAGUGUCGUCGUGUUGCAUCUAGUGUGGACAGACAGAUUGCUCAUCUCUGGAAUCUUAUCAUGAAUCUAGGACAAUGUGUAACUGCAAUUUUUGCAAGUAAAACAUAUGCAAGUAAAACAACUGCAGUAAAAACAUUAUAGUAAUCAACAUUAUGCCACAAAUGCUGUCAAUUAAGCUUAACUUGUAUUGAACCUGGACAGUUUCUUUAAAAAAAGGUUUGCUAGAUCCCAUUCACCUACAUUUGUAAAGGCGAUGUAUUACAUUUUGGUAACAGUUUAUUGACAGAGUAAUCCAAAGAAAACAGAACAUUUUGUACUUUUGAAAAACUGUAUAUAUUGCACUUAAUUGUAUUGCAUUCUGAAUUUUGUAUUUUGUAUACAAAAAAUAAACUAUUGCUGCAAAAAGCACAAGGAAGUUGUAAAGUUUAAUGAAUGAAUGUCAUGGAAUUUAAUUUUUUAAAUUUCUAUUGGUGCAAUCUCAAUAAUUCCAGCCGACAAAAGCAGGGAAAAGCAUACAGGUUAAUGCUGCCCUAAUUGAACACUUCCUCCUCCCGUGGACGGUUAAGAGUACACACCUCAGAAUAACUGCCUGAAACCUGAACCCCCACCUCCUAUGGCGGGCUCUAUGAACACGCUCACACCCACGUAAACUGAUCCAUCUAGCCUGAAUGGCUAUGUCAAAUCAUUGGAUGAAUUAUUUGCUUCCUACUUCCAGGGUGUUUUUUGAGGAAAAUAUAAUUAAAGUUGUUAAUCUUUAACCUAAAAUGUUAAAUGGUUACACAGAGGAGGAAAUUAUAUCUUUUCCAUAUUUGAAGUACGUCUAAUGCUUGUUUGCAACAAGGUGAACGGAGUCAAAGACAACGUUAGGUGAAAUUUCCCAGUGUAUGCUUUAUUAUUCAAUAUCUAAUCUUUUAUCAUCAUUAGAGACGUAUAUCAGCUGUAUUUGCCAGGGCAGAAGGCAUUUUAGGCUGAACCGGUGCAAGAGGGAACACAGUCUUUACCACACGAGGACAGUCAGCACAACAUUAUUCAGAUCAAACCUGAUCACCACCAGAAAAAUAAAAUAAAAUGAGAUUAAAAAAGACCCACUAACAUAGUAUUCAAGUAAAUGUAAAGAGCAGACUUUAAAAUUGUGAUUAAGCAAGCAGAUACUCUAGCUUCAUAAGCAACAUCAUUAAUAAUAAUAAUAGUUAAAGCAUUUUGAAAUAAUAUGCUAAAUUUAGCUGUGAAUAUUUCCAUCUAUGUAUUAACAAACAACUGAAAUGUACAAUUUACACCGAAUCAUUAAUUGAGCAAAAACAAGAAAACAACGGAUAUAUAAAUGCAAAAUACCACAUUAAUAGCAAACACCAAAGACAAAAAAAAAAAAAAAAAGUCAAAUAUUU